Astyanax mexicanus (Mexican tetra) is the source of this 3399-nucleotide messenger RNA. RefSeq names its product cylindromatosis (turban tumor syndrome), like (gene cyldl). Gene Ontology annotation, molecular function: K63-linked deubiquitinase activity; cysteine-type deubiquitinase activity. Gene Ontology annotation, biological process: protein K63-linked deubiquitination. The record is from RefSeq and is a predicted model, not a curated record. NCBI's taxonomy places the organism in Eukaryota, Metazoa, Chordata, Actinopteri, Characiformes, Acestrorhamphidae. Gene Ontology annotation, cellular component: cytosol. The transcript is spliced from 15 exons. The coding region runs from base 268 to 2535 and encodes 755 amino acids.
ACCCGCUCAUACAGUGUUGUUAAAUGACAGACAGCAAGUUCAGCUACAUCGCAAAGAGGCGUGUAGUUAAUUUAGAAUAUAUGUUAAUCUGUCUAAUGACAAUCGAUGUUCCUGGAGUUUACACUCUCGUAUAGCUAGUUAAACUAGCGGUACUGACGGGUUUUAAAGGUUUGUAAUGCGGUUCAGUCACACUACGACAGUUUUAAACUCGGCUCUGGGGAAACACCUACGAUUUGAUCAACGAAACGAAAGUGUUUACUUCUAGUAAUGGCCCCCAAAGCCAAGAACAUUUAUUUCAUUAUUACUACUACACCUGCCUCAUAUGGUUGGACAAAAUCUGGGAAGAUAUGUUAUGUAAAAGAGGAUCUAUAUUCACAACCAAAAAAGCUGAAGAAAGACACCAUACCUGUAAGGUUGUUGGGCUCUACAUAUGACCGUGACCUGCCACUGAAUUGUCUGCAUAUACUGACCCAAGAAAUGGCAGAGUUAUUGCUGGCUAUUGACUCAGAUAAAGACAGACUGGAUGCAUGUAUAUCGUCAGAGUCUUUAGACCAGGCUUUAACUUUGGUUAAAGGGUCUGAAGUGACAGUGGAACAAAAUGGAAAGUGGCUGAAAGGUGUGAUUAAAUACAUCGGCAGGCUGAAUGAAUCAGUAAUGGAUCCUAUAGCAGGAGUGUUCUUUGGAGUUGAACUACAGGGAGAUGACAAAGGGAAAGGCCAGAAUAAUGGAACUUACCAUUUAAAAAGAUUUUUCACUUGUGGGGAGAACUGUGGCAUUUUUGCCCCAUUCAACAGAAUAAGACCUGUGCAUUCAGCACCAGCAGACACUUCCCACCCCGCGCUUUGGUCUAGCAAAGGUGAGACAGCUGAGGAGGAGCUGUCUGUUGGAGAUCGUGUGUCUUAUUUUAUUGGUUCUGAAAUGCACUCCGGCAUGGUUCUGGAAAUUCUGAAGAGCAAAGGCAUGGUUCUGAUCUCAACUGACCGGGAUGAGCAUGGAAAAGAGGGAGGAGAGAGAAAAAUCUCAUUGGAUUGUGUUUAUAAACUGGAAGGAGAUGAAUCUGAAAAAAUGGACACCUCAAAAAAUCCAGAAAUAAAUCUGAACUCCGUGGUGGAGGUCGAUCUGGCAAAAGGACCUACUUAUGGGACUGUCCGGUGGAUUGGCCAUCUGCCUGAAAAGACUGAUCUCAUGGCUGGGCUGGAACUGGAAGAGGAUUGGGGGGUGAAUGAUGGUACAUUCAGAAAUGACCGCUAUUUUUUUUGUCCACCAAAACGUGGCAUUUUUGUAAAGGUCGCCUCGUGUCGCCCUGAUUCUCGCUUUCUGGGAGACAAUGCAUCAGAUGGACAUUUUGAUGUUUCAGCUGUACAGGAUUUACAGGCCAAUGUUCCGGUCCCACCCCUUAGAUCACAGGAUGUAAAAGAUUUUUUGAUUGGAAAGCAGAGGGGCAUCCAAGGUCACUGUAACUCUUGCUACAUGGACUCUGCUCUUUUCAGUCUGUUUACCUGUUCGUCAGUACUGGACUCUCUGCUGUAUAAAGGCACUAAUCAGAAUGAUAAACACAUUCAAGAAACCCUACGGAAGGAGAUUGUGGGUCCUCUACGCAGAACAGGGUUUGUGGCUGAUCGCAGUGUAAUGAAGCUACGCCAACAGUUGCAGGAACGUGGUCACUCUCCUAGCUACACCACAGAUGAGAAAGAUCCAGAAGAGUUCCUUACUCUCAUUAUGCAAGACAUUCUGUCUUUGGAGCCGCCACUCAAACUAAAACCUCUGGGAAUGAAGAAGGUGGAAACUAGUUUCUUUUACCAGAUCUUUGUGGAUUACAACAACACACUGGUUUUACCAACAGUCCAGCAGCUGCUGGAGCAUUCCUUUUACACCAGCUGCCUCAGACUGGAAGAGGUGCCCUCAUGUCUGAUCCUGACCAUGCCUCGCUCUGGAAAGCAGUUCAAAAUGUUCCCCAAAAUCAUUCCCUCGCUAGAGCUGGACAUCACUGCUCUUUUGUACAAUGGUCCUCAGCAGUGUGUGCUCUGUGGACAGCUGGCUCAUGUGGAGUGCACAGAGUGCUUUGGAGAUCCAGUAUUUGGCAAUACAGGAUUCAAACAUUUGUGUGACACGUGUUCAGCUCAGGUUCAUUUGCACCCCAGCCGGCGGCCCCAUAAGCCCACUACCAUGACCCUUCCAGAAGGCUUCAUCCGCAUGUGGGGGUCUGGUGGUCCACCUCACUCUCCUCCACGAGAAAAACUGGAGCUGUUCGCUGUUCUGUGUAUAGAGACCAGCCACUACGUUUCCUUUGUCAAACACGGACCAAAAGCAACUGACUGGAUCUUCUUUGAUAGCAUGGCUGAUCGAAUUGGUGAGAUAAAUGGUUAUAACGUCCCGCAAGUUAAAGAGUGCCCAGAAGUGGGACGCUACCUCACCAUGCCUCUUGCUGAGCUGGCAGCACAGGUGCCUCGAGAGAUGGAAGGUGUGGCAAAGCGACUUUUCUGCGAUGGCUACAUGUAUCUAUACCAGAGUCCCAACAUGGGCCUCUAUCACUGACACCUCAGCUCUUUAAACAAGCAGCUCUCUAAACGAAUACACUCACUCUUAUACACAAAUUCAGCUCUGAUGCCCCCAGAAGAGCAUAAAUGUACUCUCACUACCGUCUUCAUUUUCACGCUUUUAGCUGAUUAACUGAGUAUGCGCACUCAAGUGCCAUAAAUCAUUGCCUUUCUGGUUUGUGCAUCAGGGUACAGGUGGAACACUUGAUGUAUACUUGAUGAGCUUCUGAAUUGCUUUGAAUUGAGUGAGGAAGAUGCUAAUGUUAAAAAUGUACAGUGCCUUAAAAUCUUACUAAAGUAGGACAGUUAAAUACAAAACUUUGUGCACUUUUUAAGACUUAUUUUUGCCUUUUUGAACAAUAAUCAGAUUCAGUUGAUUUGCAGAUAGAGAAACACUGUGCAAGGGAAAGUGCAAAGAUUAUUUAAGAAAAAGUUCCUUUUUAUUUCUACCAAAACGGUUUAUUCCAUAGAUGCAUGUCUUAAAACUUGACAGUAAUGAGGCACUUAUGAUAAUUGGCUUCAGAGAAAGUAGAUAAAAUAAGCCAAAUUAAUGAGACUGGAAUACAAAUUACAGAUCCUUCUUUGUGUUGGAUUUUGUUUAGGAUGGACUUGUGGAAUUAAUAUAGUUGUAUCUUUAUACUAUAUUAAGUUAUAGGUAGAAAUGUGGAUUUUUUUAUGUUGUGGGUAUUUUGGUAAUGGAAAAUGCUUAUGCUGCGUAGCCUUACUUAUUUUGAUUUAAUACCUUUGGGGAUGCUGUACAAUCUGGUGACACCUCAGGGAACUUGCUGUAACAUUUUCAGUGCAAAUGCUUUAAUGAAAAAAUAAUAACAAAUAAAACAGUUCCUGGAGUGAACUAUUACUA